Lasiosphaeria miniovina is the source of this 3003-nucleotide messenger RNA. RefSeq lists its product as uncharacterized. The transcript has a single exon. The coding region runs from base 1 to 3003 and encodes 1000 amino acids. The record is from RefSeq and is a predicted model, not a curated record. Lineage: Eukaryota; Fungi; Ascomycota; Sordariomycetes; Sordariales; Lasiosphaeriaceae.
AUGGCUGAGGCCGAACGCAUCAGGGUUCUGUUCGACAAGGCAAGCGAGUCUGAGAAAGAGGCUAUAGUGAAGUACCUUUUCUACCGCGAGCUCGAGAGCAUCCGCCGAAAGCCCCUCCUUGACCCUGCAUCCUAUGGCGGUGCCCGAAAAGUCACCAUCUACCGCCGACCCGAUCCUGAAGACGACAAUGGCGGCGACGAGAUCGGCCUCCGGGGCAGUGCUAGGCCCCACGCUCCCUCUCCUACGCCAAGAAGCAGCAGUUCCUUUCCUGCCUCCAACCCUCCAACCAAUACCGUGAGAAACGAUGCAUACAACCACAGGCUCAUGCGAAUAUCGACUACUGUAGAGAGUGUCGACUCUCACGACAACGAAGCCGACGACAAGAUCAGUCUCCGAGGGGGUGCGAAACCCACUGCACAUCCCACACGAAGAAGUAGCAGGAUUUUCCUGCGUUCGUCUCGUGACUCUCGCUCCUUCGACAAUGCAAUCACGGACGAUAAACACGAAUAUGGCCACAUGCGAAUCGCCACCGUUAUGGAGACUAUCGGCCUUGCCGACGGUAGUGACGACGAGGAUGACGAGACCCCGCCAUUCACCAGCGGUCCCCUUACCGGCAUGCGAAUUGACGUCCCAGCAAUAAGGAGAAAUGUUGGCUACAAGAGGCCAUUUGAAGACCAGUUUUCCGGCGAGCUCAGAGCCAGCGAGAUUGACUUUCUAGCCACCGGAUACGAGUUCUCGAGUCAAGAAGACAUGUACCAGAGCCCGGACUGGCUGCCUUAUUUGAGGAGCUACCACCACGAGACAGAGAGCCCUGUUCUCUUCAGCGGGUUCCCCUUGAUAGAGGACGUGGUUUUCGUCAAGCACCCAAACUACUGGUACAGCGGCGCGCUGCACAAAAAGGUCAUCCACAACGGCCAGUGCUACUGGACCACCAUCGCACUCCUGAUUUACGGCAACGCAAGCCUCUGGCUCCGCGUCAAGGCCGAGCACCUCUCGUAUGCCGAGCAGGUGCUCUCCAACCCCAAGCACCCCCGCCACGCCCUUUACAAGCGUGAGAAUACGAUUCUGUCCGGGACUAGAGCGACCGGACCGGCGGGAUCUCACGCGGGCGCCAUGAACUGGUGGGAGCGGCUGCACGUACCGGGGUGCUGGUCGAAUGACGACAUCAUUGCCCUCACUGCUGACCUCUACAGUGUCUUUGUGGUUCUGUACAAGUACAAGUCUGGCCCUGAGAAUCCGCAAUUGGGGAAGAGCGUCUACGACAUGUGCACCUUUGGCGCCUACAACACGCGGCACAUCUUCCUCUGCUACUAUGUAAGCUUUACCGGGCACACGCAGGAUGCCACUGACCAGACGCUGAGUGAUGUACAGUCCGAGAACCACUACCAGCCCAUGGUCCCCAACGACUACUGGGCGUACGAGUUUAAGCUGCCGCGCCUGACGCUGCAGUCGACCAGCAAAUACCGCCUGAUGACAGCCGAACACCAGCGUACAAAGAACAACGGCCCGGCCCACCACUUGCGGGGGCCCAAGGACUCGCUGGCGCCGCUGCUCGCCACGCCCUCGUUCAAGCGAGAGCACCUGUACCGCGCAGUGGGAUACGCCGCGCCCAGCGCCACGUCGACAGAGCCGGUUGCUCGUGUAUCCGGCAUGCCGCCGAGACGCCCCCUGCCCAGCGCCCGGCCGCUCCGUGCUGUUGCCGCAAGCCCGUCCACGCACUUGAGCAACGUCACGCCAGACCCCGAGAACGCUGUCGCCUACGACGGCGACAACGAGCCCGACACGAGCGGCGGCGCCUACUAUCGGGUGGCGUCGCGCACGGCGCUGACGCGCCUGCGGCUGAAGGACCUGCAGCGGUGGUGCAACGACCUGCCUUGCGGUGUCGUCGCCAAGGACGUCGCGCGCUGGCGCAAGGACGGCUGCAUCUCCGAGCUGAUAGACGCGCGCCUCAUGGUGCGCAUCAUCCGCGACGAGCUACAGCGGCCCACCCUAGACGUGGACGCCAAGGCCAUCUUCAUGAAGGUGUCGGCGCCCGACAAGUCGGCGGCUGCCACCCCUGCCACUGCCGCUGCCUCGACGCCUGCGGCUGCUUCUGCUGCUGCUUCGUUGUAUCAGGGCGGUAAGACCCACCAAGAGGUGGGUGAUGAUCAAGAUGAUAACGACGCCGACAGCGUAGCGGCACCACCGAAAGCACCCACGCCGCCGACGCCGCCGGACCACGACUCGGCGCCCAACCUAGCCGAGUCCGAGCCCGAGUCCGAGGCCGCACCUCCCACACUGCAGGCCAAGCCCCACCGCUCCCCGCCGCCGAUCCGGCCGUGGAAGACCGCAGCCAGCCGAUCCAUUGAGACGGCGCCCGGCCGAGUCCUCAAUACGACGGACUCGUACUCGACGUCGUCUGCUGCCUCCAGCGGAGACUUAGCCCAGGCCCCAAUCGUCAUCGAUGAUGCCGGCUCCGACUCGGACGAAGCCCCACUCCCCAAAACGACCGCGAGCGCAGCCACUGAGCCCCGUCACACGCCUUCGUCCCCGUCGGCAUUUGCCAUCGCCGCGGCAGCGACCUCCGCAGCCGCCGCAGCCGUAGCAGCAAACACUCCCCAAAAGGACACCGCGCCGCGCCACAACCCCUUCGUGAAAAGCCAAAACCCAUUCAUCAACAACCUGUUCGGCCACCAUCUGAUCCCACAGCUACCUCUCCCAGCACCUCGGGCUCAAUCAAGCUGGGAACCACCGGCCCCGAAACCGACCGUCUCGAACGAGGACGACGAAGAAGUGUACAGCAGCGCCGACGAGUCACCGCUAGCCAUGACCGCGGUCGCGAUCCCCUGGCUGGGCAACCACCGCUACAACUACGGCCGCAAGCGAAUGCCGACGAAUGCCAGGGGUCGUAGUAUUGGACGAGCAGUGGUGCCGGCCAAGCGGCGCAGGUCGAUUGAUGUUGCGGAUGUGCAGGGGAAUAAGGGAAGACGGGCAAGGGCGGAGAGUGAUAAUGAUGAUAAGUAG